AUGGCCAAUGAGAUUAAUAUGCCUGUACCUCCUACCUUGCCCAGCGACAGGGACGGUUUCCACGGAGAUGGUCUCUUGCUGAGUGAGUGCCCAGGUCAGAGGUUCCAGGCUUCACGCCUGCUGUCCCACCUACAUUCAGCUCUGGGCCCUGGUUCAGAAGUGCUGCUGCAGCCAUAUCUGUCCAGCUGGGAUGAACUCAUCAAGUUUAUGGAGUCACUGGGUCCAGUGGUGGAGUUCUUCUCCCAAAAGGUCAAGAGCAAAGUCUCACGGAUCCGCGAGCUGGCUCAGCAAGACUUGGAGAGACAAGAGGAGGGACCUCAGCGCUUGGAGGCGGGCAGGGGCGGACACAAGGACCCUGGAUCCGUGGUUGAGACAGGACCAGACCAAGAAAAACAGCUAGAGCACCUGGAGGCAGAUGGAGAGGAGGAGUGGGAGGCCUACACAUCUGUACGCUCUAUGAUGCGCGCGGAGCUGAGUCGGGGGGUGGUCAACUUCGAGCGGGAGACUGGCUCCGGCUGUCGCAACCUGCUCAGGCUCCACCGCUCGCUGCUGUGGCUCCAGCUCUUCCUGAAGAAGAUGGCGGAGGGCCCCGAUGAAGAAGGCCGGCUGCGGAGCCCGGCGGAGCUGUGCCGGGAGGCCUACGAGCAGGCCCUGGCUCCCCACCACCCCUGGCUGUUGCGGCGGGCCGCCGAGGUGGCCUUUCUGGCCAUGCCUGAGUGGGACACGUUCUUCAGGCUGGUGUGCGUGCAGAGCCAGGCGGAGGCAGCGCCUGUGCUGGACAGAGUCGUUAGGGCCAUUGAGGAAGUGUACAGCAGGACACAGGGGGCUCUGCAGGAGCACGGCAUGCUGGAGCUGCCAUAG
This is a messenger RNA of Anguilla anguilla (European eel), 861 nucleotides long. RefSeq names its product ceramide-1-phosphate transfer protein-like. The transcript is spliced from 3 exons. Gene Ontology annotation, cellular component: cytosol; membrane; cytoplasm. Lineage: Eukaryota; Metazoa; Chordata; Actinopteri; Anguilliformes; Anguillidae. The coding region runs from base 1 to 861 and encodes 286 amino acids. Gene Ontology annotation, molecular function: ceramide 1-phosphate binding; ceramide 1-phosphate transfer activity. Gene Ontology annotation, biological process: intermembrane lipid transfer; ceramide transport. The record is from RefSeq and is a predicted model, not a curated record.